UCUUGGUUUUCUGUGACCUUUUUCUCCAGCAAAAUAACAUUGAUCCUUUGAUUUCUUUCCUUAGCAAGGUCCGCCAGGAGAACCUGGACCACGGGGGCCCCCAGGUCCGCCAGGAAUGCCAGGCGCUGACGGCAUUGAUGGUGAUAAAGGCCCACCGGGGGCAGCAGGGAGCCCUGGGGUCAAAGGACAACCUGGCCUUCCAGGUCCAGACGGCUCUCCGGGUAAACCUGGGAUUGAUGGCCUAACAGGAGCAAAAGGGGAACCAGGACCGGCUGGGAGAUCUGGCCUCAAAGGCCAACCUGGGCUUCCAGGACCUCCAGGGCUCCCGGGACCCAGACUGAAAGGAUCCCCUGGUCCUCCAGGCGAAGUCGGACUCCCUGGAGAAAUGGGAGCUUUGGGACCCAAGGGGAGACGUGGACCAGAUGGGUCACAAGGGCCUCCAGGGCCUCCUGGGAAGCCUGGUCCUGUUGGGCGCAUCCAUGGAAUUGAAGGCAGUGCAGAUUUCGUGUGUCCAACCAACUGCCCAGCUGGACCCAAAGGCCCUCAGGGAUUACACGGCUUGAAGGGACACAGAGGCCGCCCUGGAGUCCUGGGGGAGCCUGGCAGGCAGGGCAAGCCGGGUCCAAAGGGUAAUGUGGGACCAUCUGGAGAACAAGGCAUUCCCGGCCCUCCCGGCCCCCAAGGUCUCAGGGGAUAUCCUGGAAUGGAGGGCCCUAAAGGAGAGAUGGGUCCCCAUGGUUACAAAGGCAUGAUUGGAACCAUCGGAGCUGCAGGGCCGCCGGGUGAAGAAGGUCCCAGGGGACCUCCAGGACAGGCUGGCGAGAAGGGAGACCUUGGUGCUCGUGGUUUCAGCGGCCCUCAGGGAGGAAUGGGGCCGAAGGGGGGACGGGGUCUUCCUGGGAUUGAUGGUAAAGAUGGCACUCCGGGCAUUCCUGGGGUGAAGGGAAGUGCAGGGCUACCAGGUCUUCCAGGCCCCCCCGGCCACCGGGGAUUAGCAGGCUUGCCAGGAACGCCUGGAACCAAAGGUGGCCCAGGACAGAAGGGUGAACCAGGUGGUCGUGGCCCGCCAGGUUCAUCGGGGUCACCUGGGAAAUUUGGUGAGCCAGGACCGCAAGGAGAAGUGGGGCCGCCUGGGAUCGCUGGUGUGAAAGGAGAUCGGGGUGAAAGGGGCCCAGUGGGUCCUCCAGGACUCCAAGGGACAGUGGGCCCCAAAGGGGAGCAGGGCCCUCCAGGAAUUCCAGGCCCACAAGGUCUCCCUGGAGUCAAGGGUGACAAGGGCUUCCCAGGAAAAAUUGGGCCCAAAGGUGAUAUUGGAGAUCCCGGUGUUGAAGGCCUUCCUGGAGAGAAGGGGGAGAAAGGUGAAUCUGGUGAGCCAGGACCCAAGGGACAGCAAGGUGUCCGUGGGGAGCCUGGUUUUCCUGGACCAACUGGGGAUGGAGGAGCACCUGGCAUCAGAGGUUUCCCAGGACCUCCUGGCCCUCGAGGACUAGGCGGGGAGCGUGGCGUGCCUGGAAUGCCUGGACCUCAAGGCGCUCCAGGCAGGGACACAGGAGAUCAGCACAUUGUUGAUGUGGUCUUAAAAAUGUUGCAAGAACAACUGGCUGAGUUAGCCGUGAGUGCUGGAAGAGCUGUCAUAGGUGGGGCAGGGGUGAUGGGACCCCCUGGACCUCCAGGACCACCUGGGCCGCCCGGUCACCAAGGGCCACAUGGACCUUCGGGCCCUCGUGGCAUCCCAGGAAUCAUAGGAGCCAUCGGACAAAUUGGCAACGCUGGACUCAAAGGAAAGAGGGGCGAGAAAGGGGAGCAGGGGGAGCCCGGCCGUGGGCAUCAAGGAAUGCCGGGGCCACCAGGAAUACCAGGUCUGCCUGGACAGGCUGGACAAGCUACCAAUGGCAAAGAUGGAGAGCGAGGAACUCCAGGCGUAGCAGGAGAAGCUGGGCGACCCGGCUUGCCUGGUCGUCCUGGCCUUCCUGGUUUCUGCGAGGCAGCCCUCUGCCUGGGAGCUUCUGCCUAUGCUUCAGCGCGCCUGACUGAACCAGGCUCUGUCAAAGGGCCUGCAUACUGAAUGGGAUCGGGGGAAAGUUCUGUUGCAAGCUUGACUUCAUCAAGUUGGCAAAAACUCCACCUCUGGCAUUAAGGGACCAAACACACCAGGACUCUAGGGAUCAAAGAGAUGGGGAACCGCCGAUGAAAAGCUCUUUUGGGACGAGGAGGUGCUUGGGCAUCAAUCCAUCCAUUUGUGCUUUGCUGGUGAAAAGGCAACACUUGGCCACUGCGAAUAGCCUCAAUGGAGGUGAGUUAAAAGACACCAGUGGAGAAUCGCAGAGAUGCGAAACGUGUCUUUAAUAUCUUGGAUCUGAAUUGUGCCCGAAACCGUCUCAUUAAGUGACCGCUGCUCUUUUAAAUAUGUACUGGGAAUGGCUGACUCCCAUCUCACUGCCGUGAUGAAAAAAGUGUGUGUUUUGCCUAGGCAGAUAUUGCCAAUGGUUCAAAAAGCGGGGGGGGGGAUUUUGUCUUGGGCCUCAAUCACGUUAUUAUUUGUGGUUGCUGUAGAGCAGCCUUCCCAGCCUCGUGCCCUCCAGAAGUUUUAGAUUACAACUCCCAUCAGCCAGGUCAUCUGAUGAGAGUUGUAGUCCAAAACAUCUGGACGGCACCAGGCUGGGGUAGGCAGAUGAAGAGCCACACCCAGGGACUUCUUUCUGUUGUCAUUGGGUUAUGGGUUCGUGUUUAGUACCUCCAUGAGGGGGGAAAUCGGAGUUACUGCAUGAAAGAUAUUAUUUGAAAAGUAGUGUGCAAUUUUCCAAAAUGUGAUCUGAUAUAUAUAUAUAUUUCCACUUGAGCUUUGUUUCUCCUAUGUGCCUUGCCCUGUGAACACAGCAUAGCAAAAUUUGAAAUCAGAAGACUAUUUUAAGAACAAUCCUAUUAUCCCUUGAUAACAUUAAUUAUUUCAGUGAUUCACUGGCCCCUUCUCCUCUUUCAACCCCUUUUCUAUUAAAUGUCUAACCUGUUAACUUUUAAAAAAUGUUAUAUUGUGUUUGUGUGGAAGGAUUGAUCUACCCAGAUUUGUCCUGAUUACUUUUUGCAUCAUCACCAUAAUUUUUGUUCUUUUUAUAUAAAAAAAAUGGUUGGCGAUUUAAAUGAGUCACCCCGAGUCAUCUCCUCAAAGCUGUAAAUCUUUGUAAAAUAAGGUUAUUUUAUAAGUAUUAAUUAAAAAGCAUUAUUUUUUCCUCUACAAAAAAUAGCUAGUCAGACAAUAAAAUGAAGAAUGAAUGUCAAUGAACUUAAUUGAUGCGUCUGCUUCUCUGGGUUUAAUAGACUUGUAAAAAUUUGUUUUUCAUUAGCGUGUGUUUCAAUAAUUAUAUUUUUUGUGUGGUAAUUAAUC
Rhineura floridana is the source of this 3382-nucleotide messenger RNA. RefSeq names its product collagen type IX alpha 2 chain (gene COL9A2). The transcript has 31 exons. Lineage: Eukaryota; Metazoa; Chordata; Lepidosauria; Squamata; Rhineuridae. The record is from RefSeq and is a predicted model, not a curated record. Bases 116 to 2065 code for a protein of 649 amino acids.